Molecule: messenger RNA, 804 nt
Organism: Colletotrichum chrysophilum
Lineage: Eukaryota; Fungi; Ascomycota; Sordariomycetes; Glomerellales; Glomerellaceae
Exons: 2
Coding region: 1-804 (267 amino acids)
Source: RefSeq, a predicted model, not a curated record
AUGGUUUCUGCCAAGCUCAUCACCGUUAUCAUGGCCACGGCCGCAAGUGCUGCUCCUCACUUUGCCUUGCGAAGCCAAUAUGGGAAUGGCACUAGGCGGUCUGUAGACCAUAACCUGGCUGGCGAUGAAAUGCUCGUUUACAAGGACGGCAAUGUGGAGGUUGUCAACGAGAAGCAAUGGCUCGCCCUUCUCGAGAGCGAGGGUAUCAACCCGGAGACCCCCAAGUUCCCCCAAAAAUGGCUCGACAGUGCCAACCACCUUGCACCUACUCCAUUCAACGAGACCUCCGACUCCAACCUCCACACUCGUGACUGCUCCAAUACCUUCUCCAUCACAACCGACAAGACGGAGCGCUUCGUCAACUGGGAUGUGCAAAUGGCUCCCGUCGUUAUUGGCUUUGGCAAGGGCAUCGAUGUUUCCGUCGCCUCUUCGUACUCAGUCGCAAAUAGUGUAUCUGGCAGCGCUGGUAUUGACAUCAAGGCUAUCAAGGACCGUCUGGGUGCAAGCUUUGGCGUUGACUACACCCGCACUUGGACGACAACGGCUACCACGACGGUGCGCGGCACCAUUGAGGAUGGCUGGACUGGUACUGUCAUCACUCGUCCAUGGGUGAACCGCCGGUCCGGCCGUACCUUUCAGGGAUGCCCGGGCUCUCUGAAGCAGACGGGCACGUGGAUCGCUGAUUCGUACGAGGAAGGGUCCUAUGAGGGUGUGAAGUGGGUUGCUGGAGCCAUCACCGUUUGUGCCAAGCAGCAGAAGGCUAUUCCUCUUUCUCGUUGCAAUGGUGAUGGAGAUUUCAAAUAA